Messenger RNA from Thecamonas trahens ATCC 50062, 4308 nucleotides. RefSeq lists its product as uncharacterized. The record is from RefSeq and is a predicted model, not a curated record. The transcript has 3 exons. Bases 1 to 4308 code for a protein of 1435 amino acids. NCBI's taxonomy places the organism in Eukaryota, Apusomonadida, Apusomonadidae.
AUGGUCGCCGGACUGUCUUGCGCCGUGGCUGCCGUCGACGGGCCUUGCGUCCAGGUUCCCCCGCCAGCCCCGUCUGAUUCACUCGCGCGGCUGCUGACCAACACGGCCAAUGGAAACCAUCUUGCUUUUGUCGACGUCGAUGAAGACGGUUGGCUCGACCUACUCAAACAACGGCGACCGCACGUUCUCGACGGGGCCGUCGGCGUCUCAUUUACCACCCCCGGCUGCACCGCCAUCCGCUUCCGUAUUGCUGAUCUGAACGCCGAUGGCCUGGACGACGUUGUCGUCACUUGCACCAACCGCUACCUGGUGAUGCUCAACAAGCCAGGCGGCGACUCAGCGUUCACGCACGUGCUCGUCGGCACCGCAACCAACCCGUUCCAGGCCAUUGUCCAUGACAUUGACGGUGAUGGUGACCCCGACAUUGUGUCGACAUCGAAACAAAACGCGCUUGUCAACAUCUACUGGUUUGAGAACAACGGCGCCGGCACCGGGUGGACCGCACAUACCAUCGACACCGCUCGCACUGCUCUCACCUCGCAGCCGAUCGAUGCCAACAACGACGGAGCCACCGACAUGCUCAUUCUCGACUACAACGGCGGCGUCCAGCCGACCCGGGGCUACGUCAGCCUCUGGCUCAACUCGGGCGACGACAUCAACUGGCUACCGCAGGGCACCCUUACGCCGCACGAGUACCUCGCCAGCUGGUAUGGCGUGGGAAGUCAGCCCCGGAUCGACUUUGACCAAGACGGAAACGAGGACUUUGCCACUUGCUGCCAUGUCUUCUUUGGCCGCGGUGAUGCCACCUUCAAGGAGACAGUCCGUCCGUUUGCGUGCAGUCACCAAUGGAUUCCGUACAACAACUACUACAUCGACCUGAAUGUGGACGGCAAGAUGGACUUGCUCUCCUUCCACAGUGCGACUGGCAACCAACAUGGCGUGCGGGCUUUGAUCAACCUUGGCAACCGCGACUGGGAUGUGGUCGUGGUUGGCCACUUUUGGUACGCGACUGACAUGCGGAUGGCCAUCGCUGACAUCGAUAAUGACGGCGACCUGGAUCUUUUUAACGUUGGAAGCAGUGGCGUUCCCACCUGGCUCGAGAACCGCGGCUCGCAUCCGCUUGGCUUUCGCACCGUUUGCCUCUCACCCUCGUGCACCACGCUCAACGGUCCAGGCUGCCUCUUCGACCAGAUCGCCAACUUUGACACGCACCACGCACUCCGGUACGAGUUUCGUAACCCUGGCAUCCACACUGGAUGCCCCACUAGCCACGUCAGGGUCCCGAAGUCGUCGAUUCCGCUUCAGCUGACUCCAUCACCGAGCGAGUUGGCCAUCAUUCGCAUCGACUGCAACGGAGCAGGCGUUCUGUUUGAGGUUCCCCACGACUCGUCGCUUGAGAUGACGUCGAUGGAGAUAGCGGGGUUGUCGGGAGCGAUCGCUGAUGGCACCCCUCGUCCCGCCUUCCAUGUGCAAGGCGUCGACGCGCGGCUCACGCUGCGCAACGUCACCAUCUCCAAUGCUGUCUCGACUGCUUCCGGUGCGGCAGGCGGUGCAGUGUCUGUUGGUGCCCAGGGCGAGCUUACACUCUCCCACGCCACUUUUCGCAGCUGCACCGCAGGAUCGAAUGGCGGUGCCAUCCACGCCUAUGCGCCUCGCAAGAUGGACAUGAUCGAUGUCACCUUUGACUCGUGUGCAAGCCCAAGCCACGCUGGCGGCGCCGUGGCCCUCGAAGUCAACCCCGAUGAGCCGCCGAUUAUCUGGACCGACGUGGCAUUCAAGAACAACUCGGCGCAGUACGGCGGUGCUCUUUCACUGGUUACCGUUCUCUCGUCUCAGCCGAGCUUCGACUACCCGCUCCAGCUCGACCCAGAGGCGGCACCCGCCGCUGCAAUCGCCGUUGAGAAGCCGAACAUGCUCCAGCUCGCCGGCACCGUGCUCUUUGCAGAGAACAGGGCCGAGUACGGCGACGUUGCCUUUGACUGUUCGGUCGCAGUUGUCCUCGGCGCGCUGCAUCCUGCCUCGGCCCAAGACACGGCGCGGAGCCCUAUGUUUACCUGUGUUCCGCAGGCGGCGAUGGGCGCGUCGAGCACGACGCUGGCUCUUGUUCCUUGGCUCUCCGGCGACGACGCGACGGUGGCGUUUGUCGGCGCGGGCGCGCAGUCGCCGGUGGCGCGGGUCACUGGACCGACCACACCCAUUACCGUUGUCUCGGGUGGGAUGCUCGCCAACUGGAACGUGUCGACCAUCGACGCCUACGGCAAGUCGACUCCCGGCGUGACCGUCGUUCUCUCGGUGGCACCCGAGUCCAGCAACGCAAUAGCUCUCUUGCGACCGCUAGUGACGUCGGUGACCGACGCUACGGGCUUGGCAACAUUCCCGGAUGUCGGGCUCUCCGCCAUCACCGCCGCCAACCUCAAUACCGAUGAGUGGUUGUUGGCCACGCUCACUCUGCCCGGCACCGUCCGUUCUGGUUCUGUGCCGGUCGUCAACAUUCCUGUGCGAGUCAGGGGAUGCGGCAUCGGGUGGGGUGCUGAGCGCAGCUCGCCAAUCUCGUGCGCGCAAUGUCCCGACGGCCUGUUCUCAUUUGAGGAGAGUGGCGAGGCGUGCGUUCCUAUCCCGAUCUGCCCUAUCAACACUGCCCGGACUGGUGAGGCUGUGUCUUCCACAUCGCUCGUCCCGUGCACCUGCCUCCCAGGCUACUGGUCGCCGAGCCGGACCAACAAUGUGGCGUGCGUGAGCUGUCCGUUUGGCGCGAUUUGCUCCGGCACUUCAACUGAGCUUCCAAGCGCGCAGCGCGGAUUCUAUGACGUUGCCAAUGUGACCGGAGCCGCUGGUGUUGACAUGAUCGAGUGUCCACGACCCAACUCUUGCGCUGGCGCGUCGCGGUGCUCGCCUGGCACGACUGGCUUCAUGUGUACCGUCUGCGAGGACGGCUACUACACUGGGCCAUCUGGUGAGUGCGAGGCGUGCGGCUCGACUACAAGCACGCUUUUCUACGCCUUUGUCUCGGCGGUAGUCGUCCUUUCCAUCGUGGCGGUUGUCAUUAUGGCGGUCAUGGCGCGGCUGGACACCAAGUCACAGCGCUUGGCCGCGGCCGGUACCGCAGCAACCGUUCGUCGAGUUGCCUCGGGCAUGCCGCAUGGCAUCAAGUCGGGCAUCCUCUUCCUCCAGAUCCUAGCAGUUGUAGGCUCGGUAACCGAGAUCCGGUGGCCUUCCCCGACGCGCGAGAGCAUGAACAGCUUUUCGUUCCUCAACCUCUCGCCGUCGGUGGUGGCCUCCGAGUGUGUGCUCGGCGACUUUGGGCUCUCGUAUAUCUUCUCGGUCUUUGUCCCAACAGCAGUCUUUUUGCUCAUCGCGUUAUCUGCCAGCCUUGCACGGUUUGUCUUGCAGAUUCGCGCCAUCUCUGUCCGGCGGGUGCUGGAGAAGACGCUCUUCAUUCUCGGCCCGAUGCUGUACAUCACCUGCGCCCAGUCGUCGCUAGUCCUCUUUGACUGCACCAAGCUGCCGUCAGGCGAGUGGAUGCUCGACGCCAACCCGUCGUUCCGAUGCUACACGAGCAAGUGGUUGGCGCUUGUACCGUUUGGCGUCUUUGCCAUCGCAGCCUACGUCCUCGGCCUCCCGGCGUUUCUGGUGUGGCGGUUGCACGCGGUCCGGCGACGGCUUGACAUGCCCGAGGUCCAAGCGCGGCUAGGCAUGCUCUACUCCAUGUAUCGCCGCGAGUACUACCUGUUCGAGAUCUGGCUCCUCGGCAAGCGACUGGCUCUUGUGGCGGCCUCGAUGUUUGCCUCUCAGCAAGUGGUCUGGCUCCUCUUCGCCCUCAUCCUGCUGUUUGUCGCCUCGGCCGGUAUCCAGCUCCGGCUCCGCCCGUACAACAUCCCGCAGUACAACGACCUCGAGCUUCAACUCAACAUCAUCAUCGCCUUUACUGUCCUCAUGGGCUCGUUCUUCUGGGUCGACGACUUUCCCAACGACGCUUCGUUUGCCAUCUUUGUUGUCAUGACCACCCUCGCCAUUGUCGCUGCCCUCGCCCUCCUCACUCGCCUCGUGAUGUGGGAGUUGACAGUCAAGGCCCGGGCGCUGGUUGCCAGCUCGUCGAGCAUGAGCGCCGACGAAACAGUGGAGAACAGCAAAGCCGACGGCGCCGACCAUCGCCAGACCUCAAACCUCUCGUCGGUCAUUGACGAGGAGAGCGGAAGUGACUCCCUCGACGCACCGAUGGCACCGCCGAUGGCACCCCGAAGGCUCGCCUACACCGGAGGCGCAGCAGCGCCAAAGUCAGUCCUGCUACGUCGCCACAAGCUCGGAUAA